Anarrhichthys ocellatus (wolf-eel) is the source of this 2599-nucleotide messenger RNA. It is a transcript of the gene dda1, whose product is annotated as DET1 and DDB1 associated 1. Gene Ontology annotation, biological process: positive regulation of proteasomal ubiquitin-dependent protein catabolic process. The record is from RefSeq and is a predicted model, not a curated record. NCBI's taxonomy places the organism in Eukaryota, Metazoa, Chordata, Actinopteri, Perciformes, Anarhichadidae. The transcript has 5 exons. Gene Ontology annotation, cellular component: Cul4-RING E3 ubiquitin ligase complex. The coding region runs from base 346 to 654 and encodes 102 amino acids.
GGCUUUCGGGGCGUGGUCAGUGUAGCACCGCUACCUUUCAGCCAUCAUGCUAGCUGAAGAAGUCCUGGGCAACUAGCUUUGCUAACUCAUGCAAUGACAUACUGGGUCCAUUUCUCUGCGUGUACAUCAUUUUUUUUCAUGGACACUGGGAUAUAGAAUGGAAACAGCUACUCGUGUGUGAAGAUCCUUGUUUUCUUUGACAAGAGGGUCCGAUAGGACAGUUGUUUCGGUUAACUAGCUUGUAAGCUAGCGCGACUAACCUUAACAUAUUGCCUGCCAUCACGACCAGGACAUCGGACACCAAGCCAAGUCGGAGUUGCGACGUUGGGAAUUUCUACCAUCAUCAUGGAGAAGGCGGAUUUCUUGAAAGGACUUCCUGUCUACAAUAAGAGCAACUUCAGCAGAUUUCAUGCAGACUCUGUUUGUAAAGCAUCUAAUCGGAGACCCUCUGUGUACCUUCCAACACGCGAUUACCCCUCUGAACAGAUUAUUGUAACAGAGAAAACCAACAUCCUCCUGCGUUACCUCCAUCAGCAGUGGGACAAAAAGAAUGCAGCAAAGAAAAGGGAACAGGAGCAAGGUGAGGGUGACAGUCCGGCACCCCCAAGGAAGAUCGCCAGGACAGAUAGCCAAGAGAUGAACGAGGACUCAUAAGUGUGUGUGUGUGUGUGUGUGUGUGUGUGCGUGCAUGAGAGAGAGAGAGAGAGAGAGAGAGAGAGUGUGUGUGUAUGCAUGCAGAGUAUAGCCAGUCCAAACUAACGAUAACAAAGGAUAAUCCCACCAGUGUAAAUAUUUCUGCACUAUGGCAGGAUGCCUUUACUGGUAUUAAGUUAAGAGUCACUCUCAGAGAAUUGGGGAAAAUUCAAGUCAACAAAGCAGCCAUUCAUAGUGUAAAGAGUGUGUGAGUGAAAACAAUGUAACCAGAAAAGAUCUGAAAGUCACUGUGGGUCACUGACAGGACAGUGCCGCUGUUAGGGAGGGAACUUUAUACUGAUGUUUUUUUGUUUAAAUCUUUGCUGGCUAUUCUCUAGUAGUACAUGUUUGUAUGCAUGCUGAGCUGUGAGUGUGUAUUGUACUGUGUGUGUGAUGUGAAUGAACAGUUGAAACAAAUGUCAGAGUAGAUUUUAAGAUCAGAGAGGGACUUGACAGGAGUCAGACACUAUCCUUAAAAACAGUCUCAUUACUGGCACAUGACUUGUAGCCAUCUGUCACCUGGAGAGUCUGUCCUUAUUUGUGCAAAGAUAACUUUUUGUUACUGUUUUAAUUUUAUUAUUACUAUUAUUGUUUAUGUAUGGCAGUGAGCUUCCUGCCAGCCACAGUGCCCACCCUCUCGGUUUCACUGCCCACUCUGCGGCCACACGGGGGCAAUUCGACAUUUCUUCACACUGUUUGAAUCAACAGAACCAAGACUGCACUGUGAACAGAACAGCACCAAGUAGAAGCAACUCUUCCAGAAUCCCCCGUAGAUGUGUGUUUAUGGUGAAUAUGCAUAUCUUCAUUCUAGUCUGGGACUUGUGCUCGUAGGAUAAAUGUCGUGUUGGUGUUUCUGAGAAAUGUUUCACAUCCAGCACCACCUUCUGGCUAAUUGAGGCUAGUAAGAAUGGGACUUUCUGUGAGUUUUAGCUGUUCUUUCAUCAAAAGAUUUGAAGGAAAAAGUAGAGCUCAAAUAUGGAUUCGUGACAUUGGAUUUUCAGUUGUGCAACACGGUAACAGCAAAGAUAUUGGAGAGAAAAAAAAAAUCUCAAAUGUCUGGAAAAGGGAGAAAAGAAUACAUUAUGUGUGUAAAUAAUUUCCAGGACCAGAAUUAGUUUAUCUAAUUGAGUAUCUUUGUGUCUGCCAUUUUUUUUUUUUUUUGUAAAAUAAUACAUGCUUAUGGAUACAAUAGAAAGGAAGAAAAGAGCCCCGGUGCCCAGUAGAAGUUACCUUCCCUUGCAUGUUGAUGUUUUCACAGCUGGGUAUUGUACUUCUGUAAUACAGUAAUACAACUCGAGGGGUGUUGAGGUUGUGGCGUUCUCUUGUGUGACUGUGGAAGGUAUCAGCCUAGAGGCCUUACAACCUGUCAUCAUGGUUCGGACCUUUUAGCGCCCCCAGCUCGGGGCCCGGGAUAGCUGUGCAGUUGGUCCUGUCCUUGUGACAGCCCUGGAUGGGUUUUGUCUGAGAGCUGGCUUAGAUGUACACAGGGCGGUUGAAAGAGGUGUUAUAUUUUCAGCCAUAGAAUGCACAAAAUAAGCAUGCACAGCAAAGUGCAGUCGCCAUCCUGCCUUGUUCCUGAGCUUCAGUUUGUAUUGGUGUCAUAUACUGUACAAUACUGAAUAAAGCUUUUUUUUUUUUUUUUUAAUAUCACUGCCCAGCAGAGUCCCAUCAAAGCCUCCUGUUUAUCCUGUCCUUUUUUUCAGUGGAUGCUGUAAUGUGGGUUGACAUUGUGGUCAGUCAUCUUCCUACUUGCAGUGUAAAUGCUGUCUGUCUGAAGUGUAAAAGCACAUUAUGCUUCUGCUCAGAUGGACUGUUCUAUAACACCCUAAGCCUUGCCCCAUCUCAUGUGUGUUAGAUCAGACAUGUUCUUUUUAGCUUUGCUGAAAUAAAACUGGAUUGAAACUGG